Mizuhopecten yessoensis (Yesso scallop) is the source of this 997-nucleotide messenger RNA. RefSeq lists its product as uncharacterized. The transcript is spliced from 6 exons. The record is from RefSeq and is a predicted model, not a curated record. Bases 104 to 676 code for a protein of 190 amino acids. Lineage: Eukaryota; Metazoa; Mollusca; Bivalvia; Pectinida; Pectinidae.
GAAAGUGUUUUUGUGAGAUAUAUAUAAGUUGUGAGGGUCAGACUGGCACUAGACCUGCUAUAUUGUAGACUACAAUAACAUACGGACAAGCUUUCAGUGAAAAAUGGACUCCUUUUACAUCGUGACGAUUGGAGUUCUUACAGUAUUACAAAUAAGUUUCCAGCUAUCGACAGGGGCUACAGUCGCGCCUGUAGCAGAAAACACGUGUCCAAGGUUACUGACCAGAACGGAAAAUGGUUCUCUCAUCGUUGAGUAUCAAGCCUCUAAUGAAAACUGUGAAAUGGUUGUAACAACAGAAACUGUCCAACUACGGCCGUCAACGGAAAUUAUGGCGUUUAAGAAAAAACACAAGACCAUCCGACGGCCAUUAGUCAGUUUCAGAAAUAGAAGUAACCUUGAAGGCCAGUUGCCGUGCAAGCCUCUCAUCCAUAGCAGUUUAGGACCGUUUGCGUUUGUCAAUACAGUACCGGACCAGUGCCAGAUGCUUUUCAGAAUACAGAAAACCAAAAAUUCUAACUUUGAGCCGAAGCAGCCGAAGCAACCGAGACAGCCAAAAGAAAAAGGAAGUGGACGCAGAAAGGGCAAAAAGGAAGGCGGGAAAAAGGCAAAGAAAACAAAAACUCCGAGGCAUUAUUUCAUUCCAACGUUCGAAUACAUUGACGAAUUCCUUUACUGAUCCAUGGUGUGUUCCUGUACGGAUGUCCUGACGAAUACCUUUACUGAUCCAUGGUGUGUUCUUGUACGGGUGUCCAAACGAAUACCUUUACUGAUCCAUGGUGUGUUCCUGUACGAAUGUCCUCACGAACACCUUAACUGAUCCAUGGUGUGUUCCUGUACGUGUGUCCUGACGAAUACCUUUUCUGAUCCAUGGUGUGUUCCUGUACGUGUGUCCAAACGAAUACUUUUACUGAUCCAUGGUGUUUUUCUGUACGGGUGUCCUGACGAAUACCUUUACUGAUCUAUGGUGUGUUCCUGUACGAGUGUCCUUAAGAAUACC